This is a messenger RNA of Parnassius apollo (apollo), 594 nucleotides long. Lineage: Eukaryota; Metazoa; Arthropoda; Insecta; Lepidoptera; Papilionidae. The record is from the annotation of a GenBank genome assembly.
AUGGCAUGCGAGUUCGAUGGCGGUGUUGUUAUAGGAGCGGAUUCUCGCACGACUACGGGCGCUUACAUUGCGAAUAGAGUAACAGACAAACUGACCAGGAUCACUGAUCAUAUAUAUUGCUGCCGUUCAGGCUCGGCUGCUGAUACACAAGCUAUUGCUGACAUCGUGACAUACCACCUAAAUUUCCAUAGAAUGGAGCUCGGUGAACCUCCUCUUGUGCAAACAGCUGCUGCAAUCUUUCGUGAACUCUGUUACAAUUACCGUGACUCGUUAGUUGCUGGCAUUUUAGUUGCUGGCUGGGAUAAGAAGAAAGGAGGACAAAUCUAUUGUGUACCAAUUGGAGGGAUGGUUCAACGCCAGGCCGUUUCUAUUGGUGGAUCGGGGUCAUCAUAUGUCUAUGGAUAUGUUGAUGCCAACUUCAAGCCCAAUAUGACCAAGGAAGAAGCUGUGAAAUUUGUUACAAACACACUCACACUGGCUAUGUUACGUGAUGGCUCGUCUGGUGGUGUUGUUCGUUUGGGUGUGAUCACAGAAGCAGGUGUUGAGCGCACUGUGAUCCUUGGUGAUCAACUGCCCAAGUUCUAUGAAGGUUAA